AUUAAGUCAACAAAAAAAAAAGAAAAGGUGGAACACUGAACUUCAUUUUGUCCACAGUGUCAAAAACGUCAAAGGUUUGCAUCUUUCUUCUCAAAGUCCCAUUUUGUACAAGUACAGCAAGGUCAAAAUGGGUAGGCGACCAGCUAGAUGCUAUCGGUACUGCAAAAACAAGCCGUACCCCAAAUCUCGGUUCUGCAGAGGUGUGCCAGAUCCUAAAAUCCGUAUUUUCGAUUUGGGUAAAAAGAAGGCAGGAGUUGAGGACUUUCCACUAUGCGUUCAUUUAGUUUCUGACGAAUAUGAACAGCUCAGUUCUGAAGCCCUUGAGGCAGGACGUAUCUGUUGUAACAAAUAUCUGGUAAAACAUUGUGGUAAAGAUCAGUUCCAUAUCCGUAUGAGGCUCCAUCCAUUCCAUGUUAUCAGAAUCAACAAGAUGUUGUCCUGUGCCGGAGCUGAUAGGCUCCAAACUGGAAUGAGAGGUGCCUUUGGUAAACCACAAGGAACCGUAGCCAGAGUACGUAUUGGACAACCAAUCAUGAGUGUCCGAUCAUCAGAAAGAUUCAAGGCCCAAGUAAUUGAAGCUUUGAGGCGUGCCAAGUUCAAGUUCCCCGGUCGUCAAAAAAUCUAUGUCUCUAAAAAGUGGGGAUUCACUAAAUACGAGAAGGAUCAAUAUGAACAGUUGAAGAAUGAAGGAAGGUUGCAACCUGAUGGUAGCAAUGUUAAAUAUAGGCCAGAACAUGGACCUUUGAAUGCUUGGAAAAAGGUUCAAGAUCAACUCCAUAUGGAAAGUUGAACUUGUUAGAUUAACCUGAAUAAAUCUUUUGAUUUACA
Harmonia axyridis is the source of this 828-nucleotide messenger RNA. It is a transcript of the gene RpL10, whose product is annotated as 60S ribosomal protein L10. The transcript is spliced from 4 exons. The record is from RefSeq and is a predicted model, not a curated record. Gene Ontology annotation, molecular function: structural constituent of ribosome. Gene Ontology annotation, cellular component: cytosolic large ribosomal subunit; ribosome. Gene Ontology annotation, biological process: ribosomal large subunit assembly; translation. Lineage: Eukaryota; Metazoa; Arthropoda; Insecta; Coleoptera; Coccinellidae. The coding region runs from base 128 to 790 and encodes 220 amino acids.